CUGCUUUGGGGAGAGGCCAGGGAAGUUUGCUCUUUCUGCUUAUGCUAGUCUGCAACUGUAGGUUGUUUCCCAGCCUCGAUCCCAUGUACUGAAGGUUAGAGUGCUUGUCCAGUCUGUGAGUGCCCCGGUGCAGUUCUCUCAGGUGGACCGGAGUUGAGGCUGUUGUCUACUUCCUGAAUACCAGGGAAUGAAGGCUUUCUUGAAGUAUGGAAGGUUGAGAGCUCUUUCACUCGGUAUAAUGUAACUCACACACACGCAGGAACUAGAAAUGGAGUGCAGGUCAUGGUCUUCCAUAUGUAGGGCCUGGUGAAGGUAGUUGUGAUGAGGCAGUUCUCGAAAUGCCUUGUUUAUGCACCCUGUUGCUCUUCAGGUAUUUAGGAAUCUAUGUAGGCAUCCAGCAGCUCUAGACUAGAUGCCAACUCAAAACCACCAAGACAUAACGAAGUCUUUCUUAUCGAGCACAUAUUCACUUGUCAGGAGAACUCUGUUGCAAGAGACUGAGGUGUCAGGGAUAUAGGCAUUGCCAGGGCUGGGUGGAAGCAGGGCAGUGGUUUUGCAGACCCGUAUUUUGGACUGGGGCCCCAGGUUUCUUCUGUGAGUCCAGCCCUGAGCAGAACAAUGGCUGUUUGCUAUAGGGCCUAUUGAAGAUACCGCCCAACUUAAGGACUUCAGUGGAGAAGGCCAUGGAUGCAGUCUCCCCUUUCACUGUUGUACUGUCUGUUCCUCUUCAUUGAUUGGAAUUAUGGCCAAAGUUUCCACUUUGUGGCUAAAUUACAAACUGUGAGGUCUAUCCAAGAAUAAAUAAGCCUGCCUGUACGCAGAUGAAAACUUUGCUUAGUGAUGAAUCACUCUGUCACACUGUCUUUUAUUGAAUCUGCUUCAUUCUUCUGGGACCCAUUAGUGAUAAGAGUACAGUGUUAGCUUUGUUUCCAGCACGAGGCAAGCUCACAUCAGCUGCUGAGAUCACACUAUGGCAUGUGACUGCACUGGUUAGUGAAAUUUGAAAGAACAAAGUGUUUCAUCCCAGGGCGAUCACCUGGUGCGCUGACUUCAGUCCCCUGCUGCUGGGGGCAUUGACCAGGUUGUUUGGAUUUGAUUUUAAAGUUACAUUUUUAGGGCAAAUAGGAUAUAAAUCCAUGUUACAGUUUAACUGUUGUUCAUAAAAUUGGAAUGGGUCUUAAGUCAGUGCACGUGAUCUAUAAUGCAUAUAUUGUGAUUUGGCUAGUGGUCAAAACAGAGCUAGCUACAUAUGGAAGUCAGUAGGCCUGGUGCAGUAUAUUCUGGAAUAUAUAUUGCUGUUAUAAGCUCAUAUUUGUACAGGCACAGGAGCACAGGGCUCUGAACUGUCACCAUGAGAAAGGUGAAAGUAACGCUGGUGCCUCUGGGUUGGUGUUCUGCUGAAGCGAUUCCUGUGAUACAGCACAUCUUCAAGACUGGUAUGACGUGGAUGCUGUCACAAAACCAAACACCUACUGAAGAGAGCGCAUCACUACAAGGCAAAAAUGAAACAAGAAGUCCGAGACCAUGGCAGGGAAACCCAAGCUGCACUAUUCCAACGGAAGGGGGAGGAUGGAGUCAAUCCGAUGGCUGUUAGCAACAGCUGGGGUUGAGUUUGAGGAACAAUUCAUAGAAAAGAAGGAAGACCUAGAAAAAUUACGCAACGAUGGAUACCUGCUAUUUCAGCAAGUGCCCAUGGUGGAGAUCGAUGGGAUGAAGAUGGUGCAGACAAGAGCCAUUGGCAGCUACAUAGCAGCAAAGUACAACCUCUAUGGAAAAGACCUGAAGGAGAGAGCCUGGAUCGAUAUGUAUGUGGAGGGAACAACAGACCUGAUGGUAAUGAUUAUGUAUCACCCUUUUGAACCAGCUGACACAAAAGAAAAGAAUCUUGCCUUAAUCAUUGAACGAGCUACAACCAGGUACUUCCCUGUUUAUGAAAAGGCCUUAAAAGACCAUGGCCAGGAUUAUCUUGUUGGCAACAAAUUAAGCUGGGCAGACAUCCACCUGCUGGAAGCCAUUUUAAUGGUAGAAGAAUUUAAGCCUGAUAUACUGUCUGCAUUCCCUCUGCUGCAGGCUUUUAAAGGAAGAACAAGCAACAUUCCAACAAUCAAAAAAUUCUUGCAGCCUGGCAGCCAGAGGAAGCCACCAACAGAUGAGAAGGAAGUAGCCCUGGUGAAGAAAAUAUUUGAUAUGUAAUCACGUGGCCGCUGCAGAAGAUAAGGCAACCGUAGCAGAUUACCAGAGCCGUGCCUUGCCAAGUGUAAAUUGCAUAGAUGCAAUUCUGUGGUAGGGUAGAAUGUUUCAGCUCUAGCUUCCAGAGUACUGCAGAAAGACUCCCCUCCCCCUGCCCUUCAUAAACUGCAGGAGAGAAGAGCCCCUCCAUAAAAUGGGGAAAUCAUUUACAUUCAGACCUACGAUCUUUUGGGUUUGCUCCAUAGGUGGUCUCCUAGAUCAAAGUUCACUGUCCCCCUGCUGUGUUUCAUUUCUGUCCCUGUACUUUCAGAGUUGCAGUUUAAAAAAUAAAUAAAAAGAAAACAAAUAAAA
Molecule: messenger RNA, 2541 nt
Organism: Strigops habroptila (Kakapo)
Lineage: Eukaryota; Metazoa; Chordata; Aves; Psittaciformes; Psittacidae
Product: glutathione S-transferase-like
Exons: 7
Coding region: 1525-2193 (222 amino acids)
Biological process (GO): xenobiotic metabolic process; glutathione metabolic process
Molecular function (GO): glutathione transferase activity
Source: RefSeq, a predicted model, not a curated record